This is a messenger RNA of Monopterus albus (swamp eel), 2205 nucleotides long. It is a transcript of the gene th, whose product is annotated as tyrosine hydroxylase. Lineage: Eukaryota; Metazoa; Chordata; Actinopteri; Synbranchiformes; Synbranchidae. The transcript is spliced from 13 exons. Gene Ontology annotation, molecular function: tyrosine 3-monooxygenase activity; iron ion binding. The record is from RefSeq and is a predicted model, not a curated record. Gene Ontology annotation, cellular component: cytoplasm; axon; perikaryon. Gene Ontology annotation, biological process: dopamine biosynthetic process from tyrosine. Bases 94 to 1548 code for a protein of 484 amino acids.
AGCCUGAGACGUCUAGAGAGCGCCACAACCACAGUGUCACCUCAGUCACACUUUGAAUAGCAAAGACAGCAGAGAAGACCCGCGAGCCUAAACAUGCCCCUUUCUAGCAGCUCCACGUCCUCCACAAAGAGCAUCCGCAGAGCAGCAUCCGAGCUGGAGAGGUCUGACUCCACGUCUUCAAGAUUCAUCGGUAGACGGCAAAGCCUGAUCGAGGACGCGCGCAAGGAGAGGGAAGCCGCCGCUGCUGCAGCGGCCAGUGAUCAAAUAGUGUUUGAGAAAGAUGAUGGCAAAGCGCUUCUCAACCUCUUCUUCACCUUAAGGACCUCCAAGACACCAGCGCUGUCGCGGACACUCAAAGUUUUCGAGACAUUUGAAGCUAAGAUUCACCAUUUGGAAACACGGACGUGCCGGAAGUCCAAGGACAGCCUGGAAGGCCUGGAGUACUUUGUUCGCUGUGAGCUACACCUCUCAGACGUCAGUACUCUCAUCAGCUCCCUCAAGAGGAUCGCAGAGGAUGUUAAAACCACCAAUGAAGUCAAAUUUCAUUGGUUCCCAAAGAAAAUAGCAGAUCUGGACAAAUGUCAUCAUCUGGUCACAAAAUUUGAUCCAGACUUUGAUCAAGAACAUCCUGGCUUUAAAGACCCUGCCUACAAACAGAGGAGGAAAAUGAUUGGUGACAUCGCCUUCAGUUACAAACAUGGGGAGCUGAUUCCCAGAGUGGAAUACACAGAGGAGGAGAUUGGCACAUGGCGGGAAGUCUACUCAACCCUGAGGGACUUGUAUGCCACGCAUGCCUGCAGUGAAUACCUCGAGGCCUUUUAUCUGCUGGAAAGGCAUUGUGGGUACAGUCCAGACAGCAUUCCCCAGUUGGAAGAUGUAUCACGCUUUCUCAAAGAGCGUACAGGGUUCCAGCUGCGUCCGGUGGCAGGUCUGCUCUCAGCUAGAGAUUUCCUGGCCAGUUUGGCAUACCGGGUGUUCCAGUGCACCCAGUACAUCCGACAUUCCUCCUCCCCCAUGCAUUCCCCAGAACCUGACUGUGUCCAUGAACUUUUGGGCCACGUCCCAAUGCUGGCUGACCGCACUUUUGCCCAGUUUUCACAGAACCUCGGUCUGGCAUCACUUGGGGCCUCAGAUGAAAAUAUUGAGAAACUAUCCACACUGUACUGGUUCACUGUAGAGUAUGGCUUAUGCAAACAGAACGGUGAGGUGAAGGCUUAUGGCGCUGGACUCCUCUCCUCUUAUGGCGAGCUUGUGCACUCUCUGUCUGAUGAACCAGAAACGAGAGAGUUUGAUCCAGAGGCUGCUGCAGUGCAGCCUUAUCAAGACCAGACGUACCAGCCUGUCUACUUUAUUUCUGAGAGUUUUUCAGACGCCAAGGAGAAAUUCAGGGCAUAUGUGACAGGUAUCAAGCGCCCCUUCUCUGUGAGGUUUGAUCCCUACACCAGCAGUGUUGAGGUCCUGGACAACCCGCUGAAGAUCCAAGCAGGACUGGAGGGAGUGAAAGAUGAGCUGAAGCUGCUGACAGAUGCCCUCAGUGUUUUGUCAUGAUGAUGCCUCAGCCUGUGACUGUCCCACUGGUGUUUCCUUCCUCUCUACUGUGCUUCGUAAUUUCCGUCAUGUAAACAAGCCCAAUGUGUUCAUUUUUCUGUGCUGUUACUCCAUUACGAUGCUUGUUGUUGCUAACCGGUUGGCUGAUGAGGCUGAAAAGCAUUAAAACCUCAAAACCCAGAAGAGGCAAAACUUUCCAAAAAUGUUUAAUGCCUCACUGGGUGUGAAUCCAUUUGUGAAAUGACAGGGUUUUACCAGGUGGGCCAUUUGUGCUUUUUUAAGCAAAACUGUGUUGUUUGAGGAAUAUUUCAAAAUCUAAGCCAAAAUCAAAGGAAACUGUGGUAAUGAAUGUAUUACAAGAAAACUAAAUGGCUAUGGUAUAAUUAUUUUCAAAUCAAAGAAACAGAGUGGCACAAUAAAAUGUAUAUUUACAUCACAUUUAUUUUACUUAGAGAAAAAUAUCUGUGUGCUGCUGUUGUUAAAGGCUUUAUUUUCCAGAUAUGUCAAUUCAAUAUUUAAGUAUUUCCUCUAAAUUUGAGUAUUUAUUAUGCUGUUUUUGUCUUGUUCUGCAAAUGCAUAAUAAAAACAAUCAGAACCUACAACUUAUUUUCUGUGUGCUGAAGUGAUUUCUGCUUCAGUACAAACCAUCUGUCAAAU